Messenger RNA from Rhincodon typus (whale shark), 1370 nucleotides. RefSeq names its product rasd family member 4 (gene rasd4). The record is from RefSeq and is a predicted model, not a curated record. Gene Ontology annotation, molecular function: GTPase activity; GTP binding. Bases 191 to 817 code for a protein of 208 amino acids. The transcript has a single exon. NCBI's taxonomy places the organism in Eukaryota, Metazoa, Chordata, Chondrichthyes, Orectolobiformes, Rhincodontidae.
UGCUGCUGGGGAAUUGGUUAGUGCAGUGGUGCUGAUCUCUGUCCAUGAGAGACCACAAGCCGCUGAAACGCUUCCCCUGCACCAAAUCACUAUAGCUAUUCCACUCGUACGUCAAGUUCCAGGUAGUUGAAGAGUUUGCAAAGUAAAAGAAAAGUUGGAGGCAAAGACAAACCAAUAAAGCGGCUCCACCAUGUCUCUGGCUGUGAAGGAAAGAAACCAGGUUCGCCUGGUCUUCCUCGGGGCGGCUGGGGUGGGGAAGACUUCUCUGAUCCGGAGAUUUUUGCUCGGCACCUUCGAGUCGAAAUACAAAAGGACGGUGGACGAGCUUCACAGCAAAGAGUACGACUUGGGGUCCAUGAAGGUCAGGAUCGAGAUCAUGGACACCAGCGGCAGCUACUCAUUCCCGGCCAUGAGGAAGCUGUCCAUCCAGAGCAGCGACGCUUUCGCCCUGGUCUAUGCCGUAGACGACGCCGAGUCCUUCGAAGCGGUGAAAAGCCUUCGGGAGGAGAUCCUCGACAUCAAGGAAGACAAGUACACGCCGAUUGUAGUGAUCGGCAACAAGGCGGACAACCUGAGCGACAGGCAAGUGUCCAGUGAGGAGAUCAUGUCCUUGGUGGAGCUGGAAUGGAAUAACCGCUACUUGGAAUCCUCGGCCAAAGACAACGCCAACGUGCUGGAAGUUUUCCGAGAGCUCCUGCGGCAGGCCAACUUACCGAGCCGCCUGAGCCCGGCCCUGAGGAGGAGGCGAGAAACUUUCCCCACGGAGAACCAUGCCCGACCUCCCAUGAACAAAACCAAUAGCUGCAGCAUCUCCUAAACACCCGGCUUCCCAAUGGACAGACUUUUCAGUUCGAUUGAUCCGAUCAAAAUUCCACCAUACAUAGUACAUAUAUAACCGUUCACCUUCACUGGAGUUUAAAACCAGACCGAAUGGAUCCAGGUUUGGAAAAACGAGUCUCCAAACUGGAGAAAAUUGUGCAACUGAACUUGUUACGGUGCUAAAAAUACAACGGGAGCAUUCGGUACGUAUCUCGGAAAAAAAUAAUCUGUUACUAUUGAUUAAGCUGGAUUUUGCUUUGGUUUUAUUUUGAAGAUGGUGAUAUUUAUUCAUUAAACUGAACAAUUGAUGCGUGCGUUUAAGGCAAACCCCAUAACAGGUUAGAUGUCAGCCUGUUGUGUAGUAUCAGCAUUGAUCUAAGUUUCACAUAGAGUUUGUAACAUGCCGUGCAGCCUGGGAACUUUGUUUACAGAGUUUAAACCACCACCGUUAUUUGUUAAUUAAGGAGUUGACAUUUAUUUGCACUUCUAUGUUAGUAGAUUUUGUCAUUAUACAGUUACUGAAAAUACAUACUCUUUUGUAUAUUUAUUUU